CCCGGGAGCGUGGUCUCUCCGGGGGGCGUGGUCUCUCCCAGUCAUGGAACGGGCCUGUCCUCCAGUCGGGUGCUGCUACGUCCUCUCCUUCCUUCGUGAUGUCAUCCGCGACCCGACACGUGGCGCACCGUUGGCACCGCCCCCCCCGUAGGUCCGUCCUCCUCCAUCUUCGGCCGGCGAGCGGAAGCUGGUCCUGGGCCGGGGGUGGUUGUUGCUGUGAUACCAGGGCCCGGUGGGGCGAUGGCGGCAGAAGGCGAGCAGCGGGGCCGGCGGCCCGUGCUCCGGAUGAGCGCGGAGGUGACGGACUCCAACCCAUACAGCCGGCUAAUGGCUCUGAAGAGAAUGGGUAUUGUUGAAGAUUAUGAGAAAAUCCGUCAGUUUGCAGUGGCAGUCGUGGGUGUUGGUGGGGUUGGAAGUGUGCGGCUGAAAUGUUGACAAGAUGUGCGCAUUGGUAAGCUUUUGCUAUUUGAUUACGACAAAGUGGAACUGGCCAAUAUGAACCGACUGUUCUUUCAGCCUCACCAGGCUGGUUUAAGCAAAGUGGAAGCAGCGAAGCACACUCUGAGGAACAUUAACCCUGAUGUUGAGUUUGAAGUUCAUAACUACAAUAUCACAACAGUGGACAACUUUCAGCAUUUCAUGGAUCGAAUCAGGAAUGGUGGGUUAAACGAUGGGAAGCCUGUGGAUCUGGUACUGAGCUGUGUAGACAACUUUGAAGCACGUAUGACAAUAAACACCGCUUGCAAUGAGCUUGCUCAGGUGUGGAUGGAGUCUGGGGUCAGUGAAAAUGCAGUCUCGGGACAUAUACAGCUUCUCAUUCCAGGAGAAACGGCCUGUUUUGCGUGUGCACCCCCACUUGUGGUGGCUGCGAACAUUGACGAGAAGACCCUGAAACGAGAGGGGGUCUGUGCGGCCAGUCUCCCUACCACUAUGGCAGUGGUGGCAGGCCUACUUGUACAGAAUGUCCUGAAGUACCUUUUGGGCUUUGGUUCUGUGAGUUAUUAUCUUGGUUACAAUGCAAUGCAAGAUUUCUUCCCAACAAUGAUGAUGAAGCCAAAUCCAAAUUGUGACGAUCGAAGUUGCAGACUCCGACAGGAAGAGUACAAGAAAAAAGAAGCAGAACAACCAAAGGACAAAUUGGUGGUGGAGGAGGAAGAACAGGUUAAACAUGAAAAUAAUGACUGGGGUAUUGAACUGGUUUCUGAGAUCUCUGAUGAGGAAUUGAAGGCUGCUUCAGGCUGUGUUCCAGAUCUUCCUGAGGGAAUCACAGUAGCUUACACAGUGCCUAAUAAGAUGGAUAAUAGUGACGUCAUUGGUGAUACAGUGCAAGAGACAGAAGAGAGUCUGGAGGAUCUCAUGGCUGCAAUGAAACGCCUAUAACUAUUUGCUAUUCACAGUCGAGUUCACUGAUUGGAUCUUAUAACCCAAGGCCCUCAUUCAGUACAUCUGAAUCAUGGUGUCUACAGCCCGUAGUGCUGGUGAAUAUAAUUAAACUAUUUUAAAUCCUGUCUUUCACCCUGAGUUUUUAUCCCCUUGAGGACUGUGCUCCAUUGUCAUCACUUCUUUGCAUUCCCUAGGAAGCUGUUAUGUUGUAAAUGUCAGACUAUGUGUAAUUAAACUGUGCAAACUUGAGUAAUGUAA
Pristis pectinata (smalltooth sawfish) is the source of this 1641-nucleotide messenger RNA. RefSeq names its product ubiquitin-like modifier activating enzyme 5 (gene uba5). NCBI's taxonomy places the organism in Eukaryota, Metazoa, Chordata, Chondrichthyes, Rhinopristiformes, Pristidae. Gene Ontology annotation, molecular function: UFM1 activating enzyme activity. The record is from RefSeq and is a predicted model, not a curated record. Gene Ontology annotation, cellular component: cytoplasm; cytosol. The transcript is spliced from 12 exons. Gene Ontology annotation, biological process: protein ufmylation.